AUGGGGGGUGCAGUUUCCAUAUGCGUGGAGCAGAUCAAGCGCCGGCGAGUAGAGAAGGACCUUGACGACAAGGUGGCGGAGGCGCUCCGGGAGAGGGCCAGGUCGAGGAAGAGGACCUUCAGGUCGGUGAACAGCAUCACCAUGCGCCUGCCCAGCCUCAAGGAGGGGCUCAGGGACAUCAAGGACGUCUUCGACCACUACGACGAGGACUCAGAUGGGACGAUCGACAACGAGGAGCUGAGGAACUGCCUGAACAAGCUCCAGGUUCAGAUGUCCGAGAAGGAGAUCGACAACGUUCACCGCUACUGCGACAUCGACAGCAGGAACGGGAUUCAGUUCCAGGAGUUCGUCGUCCUCCUCUGCCUCAUGUAUCUGCUGUUUGGCCCGGACGUCACGCGCCGUGUUUCGGAGUUUGAGUCGGCGAAGCUCAACUACGUCUUUGACGAGCUGAUCCACGCCUUUUUGUUCUUCGACAAGGACGGGAACGGGACGAUGAAAAGGAAAGAUGUCACCCGGAGGAUGAACGAGGUGUCUAAUCAGGAGAGGACUCCCAGCUACAUAACAGCACAGCUAUUCAAAGAGAUGGAUCUGAACAGGAAUGGGAAGGUGAACCUGAAAGAGUUCCUCUUCUCCAUCAUCAGAUGGGCAGGUCUCGAAACUGAAGAUGAUGGUAACAAUGAGACUUCUCCCUAG
Molecule: messenger RNA, 693 nt
Organism: Phragmites australis (common reed)
Lineage: Eukaryota; Viridiplantae; Streptophyta; Magnoliopsida; Poales; Poaceae
Product: probable calcium-binding protein CML22
Exons: 4
Coding region: 1-693 (230 amino acids)
Molecular function (GO): calcium ion binding
Source: RefSeq, a predicted model, not a curated record